AUAUUUUUCCUGAGCGGGAAAAUAGAAUUGUUUUGUUUGGGGAAUAACAAAUGUGUUUAGUAAACAUUUCGGGGGUUUUGUUUUGUAAAUAAAUAAAUAAAAAUAAAUAAUAUAUCAACGAGAGGACCAUUUGUGUUCAGGAAAGUCGUGAAUAUUCAUGUCGGCUUGAUUGGGGAGUUUGUUUGUUAGUUAGCUGUUAGCUUCAUUCGGGUUUCAACUUCCGGUCUAACGUUUGUUCAGUUUAAAAAACUCGGCCUGUACAGGAAGCAACAAGCUGAUUACAGUACAGAGCUCAUUAUCACUGGCUCUGACAGGCAGCUGGAACAGAGUUCAACACAGAGAGAAAGUAAAGUAAGUUAAAUGCUGUUGUUUGUUUGUUUUGCAACGCGUGAAAACAAACAAACCGUUUUUGCUUCUUCACUGAAGGCUGACUUCAUGGUAACAGGAGCUAAGGAGCUCUUAGCAACUCCUAAACUAAUGAAACACCAGAGCCUUUCUCGAGCUACAGAAUUUAAAGACCCAAAACUGGACAAUGACGAGCACCGAAAAGCUGCAUCUAUCCGGAAACAACAUUCAGCGUGUGAUCCUGUUCAGAAGAAGCCCUUGGCUGGGCGAAUUUUUUAUUUGGAUAUACCGUGUAAUGAACGCAACCAGGCUUUAGAAACAGAUAUCAAGAUCCUUGGAGGGACAGUGGAAAAGUUCUUCAGUAAGGAGAUUCGAUACUUGGUGUCGAGUAAACCUGAAGCUCGGCACGUACAGCGUCUCGUUCAGGACUCUCCGGUGCCGAGUCCAGACUCGGGCCUCAGCUCUCCGCAUCCUGGCAGCAGGAGGGACAGUCACAGCCACCGAGGCAGCUCACAGGGACCCGCCGACACCAAAGCUGCAGUAACGUCACCAUCUCUGCUCGGUAUUUCACAGGUGGUUGUAAGCCGAGGGAAAUCCUUAGUGGAGAAAGUCGUUAAGCAAGAGCGUAUUCAGAUGAACAGAAUCCUGUCCAGUGCACUGGAAUGGGGUGUAAAAAUCCUCCACGUUGAUGAUGUCAUUUCUUAUAUUGACAAGAAAAAGAGCACAAUUGCCCAAGUCCGAGCAGCGACUCAGUCAGUGAAGAAAGCUGCCAAACCUGAGCCCACAGAUGGGACUGCUUCUCAAAAAAGCAAACCUGGACGAAUCAAUCGUCCCUUCGUGAAAGUGGAGGACUCUAGCAGACACUACCGUCCCUUCUAUCUCCCCAUGGCCAACAUGCCUGUGUGUAACUUCAGAUCUGCUGCCCCCUGCAGUCCGUUCUUGGAAAAAGAUAAAGCUGACGCUGGGAAACAGAAAAAAGUGCAUGGGUCUAGGGGAGAUCAACGGGAGAAGAGCAGGAAAGACCGACACCGAGGCCAUGAGGGAAAGGGACGGAGGAAAGGGGGCUACUGCGAAUGCUGCCUCGUCAAAUACGACAACCUGAAAGCUCAUCUGCAAAGUGAGCAGCACCAGGCUUUCUCUAAAAGUGAGGAGUACCUGGUGGUGGAUAGAGUCAUCUCAGGACUCACCUGUGAUUUUGCACACAUCAGCCCCCAAAUUAAAAGGGUGAAGUGCAGCGUCACCUCCCCGCUCAUCAUCCCUGGACCAGCUGUAAGGAAGGACGGAGAACCGGGGGUUGAAGAGGAGGAUGUGACUGACGAGACCCCGCUCUGGGGCUCUCACAACACACCGCAAUUAGUCCGCAAGCGCUCCAGAGAAUUCUCCCAAAGUCCCAAAGGAGACUCGGCAGGACAGUCCGACACGUUUCAGAAAUCCAGAUCGAAGCGCGGAUCGUUUGAAUGGGAUUCCAGUUCUAAUGCUGCUUUACAGAAGGCUUUGGGUACAUCACUGUCUAACACCAGACAAGACUGUCUUUCUGAGUGCCUGGGUAGAACCAGGACUUUAUUACACGCUUGUUUGGAACGCAGGACUUCACAAAGCACACUGCAUGCUCGACUUUCAGACCCUACAGGGUUCGGUACGACCCGCAGUUUGUUUGGCGCCGGGACGUCUCGCGUGGCGUCAGAGCCGUCUGUAAUGUCAGACUUUCAGACCGCACCAAAGUUACGUUUAGAUGGUACAGAAUGUACAACCGAAGGAGGUUUCUGUAAAUCAGGCAAAGCACCUGAGGAUACACACCGUGAACUUGUCACAGAGGAAAUGCCUUCUUUCAACACGGACAUUCUGCCUGGAGUCUUGAAAAGAAAAGUGCGGGCUUUGAGGCGGAGACGAAGCACACCUUCAGAGCCCCUGCGUGGCCUAUCUGUAGAACCUCAAACCCUUCAGUGUCUCGGAAACGUUUCUGAGUCUCGGAGACUCUCAGCAUCUACCCUGGACUUAUGGGAGCUCUUCCAAUCCAGCGACGACAUGGAGGAGGAUUUUAAGGGUUUCUACAAUUGGUAGAAAAAGGACCUUGAAUAUGAAAUGAGCAGUGUGUGUGUGUGUGUGUGUGUGUGUGUGAGAAAUGAUCCAGUCUUUUCUGUAUACCACUCUGAGAGAUAGUCCAGGUCCUAAAUGAAUGAGCUGUAGAGAAGCGGUUAAUCUGGGACAGAGAUAUUAAAUAUUAUUAUUGAAAAAAAAGUUAUAUAGAGAUACAAAACAUAAACCCUUGUAAAUAUGAGAGAGAGAGAGAGAGAGACUUUUUUUGGAGGGGGGGGAGCUUUCGGUAUGAAAUAAAUGCUGCAUAGUAAACAGAAACUGUAUUUAGAAUAAGCAAUCUGGAACUUACCUUACAAAUGAGCUGAACUAGUCGAUUUGAUGACUCGUUUUGCUAUUAAACCAUAUUCAGGCUCCAUGUGUAGAAA
Messenger RNA from Neoarius graeffei (lesser salmon catfish), 2807 nucleotides. RefSeq names its product DBF4 zinc finger (gene dbf4). The record is from RefSeq and is a predicted model, not a curated record. The transcript is spliced from 12 exons. Lineage: Eukaryota; Metazoa; Chordata; Actinopteri; Siluriformes; Ariidae. Gene Ontology annotation, molecular function: protein serine/threonine kinase activator activity; zinc ion binding; nucleic acid binding. Gene Ontology annotation, biological process: positive regulation of nuclear cell cycle DNA replication; regulation of cell cycle phase transition. Bases 361 to 2406 code for a protein of 681 amino acids. Gene Ontology annotation, cellular component: nucleus; Dbf4-dependent protein kinase complex.